AUGGCUUAUCUUAUUUUGCUUUUGGCUAUUCUUCAUGUGCACAAAGCAUGGUGUGAAGCAACCUUUUGGGACACAGCUGUUCAGCUCUCUGAGACUAUGACUCUGGAAUGUGUAUAUCCAUUGAUGGAUAACUUAACCCAAGUGGAGUGGACUAAGAUCAGUGGCACAGAGACUGUGAACAUAGCUGUUUACAACCCUAACUAUCAUAUGCAUAUAAAUCACAACUACCUCCAUAGAGUGCACUUUCUGAACUCAACAGUGGGAUUCCGCAAUAUUAGUCUUUCCUUUUACAACGCCUCUGAAGCAGACAUUGGCACUUACUCCUGCCUGUUUCAUACUUUCCCAAGUGGACUAUGGGAAAAAAAGAUAAAGGUGGUCCAGUCAGAUAGUUUUGAGAUAGCUGCAUCCUCAAAUGGCUACCAGUAUGCAGAAACUGGACAAAAUGUCACGCUCAAUUGCCAGCUUCCUAGGAACUGGCCAGUGCAACAAGUCAUGUGGGAAAAAGUCCAGCCUCAUCAGGUAGACAUCUUAGCUUCCUGUAACCUCUCUCAAGGGACAAGAUACACAUCAAAGUACCUAAGAAGAAUAUGGAGCAACUGUAGCCAGGAGAGCAUACAGAGUGUCAUCAUCCCCAAUGCCAUGGCGGCUGACUCUGGACUUUACAGAUGCAGGUCUGAGGCUAGCACGGGAGAAAAGGAAACCUUUGUCAUAAGGCUGGUCAUAACAGAUGGUGGAACCAAUAAAUAUUUUAUUCUUCCCAUUGCUGGAGGGUCAGUUUCACUGGUGCUUCUUAUCCUAAUUAUCAUCAUCAUCAUUUUUUAUAACAGAAGGAGAAGAAGACAGGUGAGAACACCACUUAAAGAGCUCAGAGAAAAACCAAGUAAGGUAGCCACCAACUGCAGAAGUCCCACUUCUCCUAUCCACUCUAUAGAUGAUGAGAAAGAGGACAUAUAUGUGAACUACCCAACCUUCUCUCGAAGACCAAAACCAAGAUUCUAAACUGUUCUUCUGUCCUGAGCACAUUAGUGAUGACUCAUGUGGCAUGGAUGUUUAGCCAUCCUCUUUUCACCACCAUUAUCUACCUUGAUAAAAUUGAUUGAAUUUAUUUCAUUUGCUAUAAACAAAUACUUAAUCACCUUGGAACAUCCUUAAUAGACAUGCAUUAGAAAAUCCAAAUCUAAUUAGCUCUUAUGCACAAGAAAACUUGUCCCAUUAUGCAACAGAAUAGUCUAGAAAAGAUGAAGCAUCACAAGGUGUUCUUGUAUUUGAAACUAAUGGUGGGCAGAAGCUUAUCUCUGGAUCGUCCCUACAGUGUUGGUUCCACUUAUAGAAUACUGAUCCAAUUCUCAUGAUGAUUCUCUCAGAUGCUCUCAUGAUAGUGGUCAGUGACCCUUGGUGGAAAGUUUACUGGUCAAACACAAGAAAUGAAGUUGAUUAUUCACUUAUUAGUAAGAAAAUAGCAUUACCAUUAAGGAUGAGAUGACUUAAGUCAGUUAUGCGUUCUCCUGUAAAACAAGGGCGGCACUAAAGCAUUACUUGGGAAUUCCAAGUAUUGUUAAAAAGAAGGAUGAAAAGGACCUAGAAGUUGAGGUAUUCUUAAGAAACAUUGACUAAACAGACAUCACUCAUUAACCACCUAACAAGUGAGUAUGCUGCAAAAUCAACAUAAUUCAAAAGAAUAUGUGUAAAGGAAUAGCCAGCAAUGAGAUGGGUGUGAAAUGCUUCUCUUCACUUUCUAGUUUCAAAUAGAUUCAUCUCCAAUUCAUAGAGAAUUCUUG
Molecule: messenger RNA, 1778 nt
Organism: Cricetulus griseus (Chinese hamster)
Lineage: Eukaryota; Metazoa; Chordata; Mammalia; Rodentia; Cricetidae
Source: RefSeq, a predicted model, not a curated record